UGGAUGCUGCGGCAGACAAGCCGGCCACAAAGGUAGCUGGUUCGCUGUUGGCCAUUUCUCUGUGGUGAUGGUUCCCAAAAUUCUGCACAUCCAAUCAUCCAUAUAGCUUAAGAAUCCUAAUAUUGUUUUCAAAUCUAACUAAUUUAAAGGUUCCCACAACUUUUAACCCAUUACAAUAAAAACUCACACUUCUAAACCAUUACAAAUUAGUCCUCAAUUACUUACAAUUUAGUCCAAUUACAAAAACAACUAUUCUUCCUUGUGAUUGAAGUAAUCACAAUGGUCAGUUCAUAACAUUAAUGUUCUUUAACUUAUAAAAUUAUAAUUAAUCAAAAACACAAAUAAAUGAGUUUGCCUGGUAAUCCCACGCAAGUACGGAUCUACAUCAUGUUUGUCUCCGAUGUGAGGGAACAACCUCUUGCCUGUGCACAUCUCAGCUAUACAAACAGAAAUCAAUUUAGAUAAGUGAUAAUCUCAUGAAAUUAGAAAUCAAAGCAAUUACAGAAAUCAAUUGAGUCAAUUGGACGAAAUAUUGGAUACCUAUUAUGCACCCGCACGCCCAAGAAUCAACUGCGUCACUGUAGUGCUUGGCACGAAGAAUCAACGGCGGCUUAAGGAGGGACACUGUGAGAGACUUCAUCCGGCAGAUUCUGCUGGGAUUGGCUCACUGCCACCGGAACAUGGUUAUCCUCCGUACCUAAACCCAACCAAGAUCCUUCUUCUCGCCGAUGGUCGAAUCAAGAUCCGAAACUUCCAAGAUGCUAGGUAUUUGGGGGAGAUAUGUUUGAUACCGAAGAAGAAAGAAAUUUGAGCCCUAUCAUCGCUCUCCAGAAGGCCUACUUGGCACCGGAGCUGAUGCUUCGUGCCAAGCACUACACUGACGCAGUUGAUUCUUGGGCGUGCGGGUGCAUAAUAGCUGAGAUGUGCACAGGCAAGAGGUUGUUCCCUCACAUCGGAGACAAACAUGAUGUCGAUCCGUACUUGCGUGGGAUUACCAGAGUUUUGGGAACCAUCACCACAGAGAAAUGGCCAACAGUGAACCAGCUACCUUUGUGGCCGGCUUGUCCGCCGCAGCAUCCAGAGGGUUUACUAGCCUAUGAUCCUGGUAAGAGAAUGAAGGUUAAAGAUGCUUUGAACCAUCCCUUCUUUGAAGAAAAUUAGGAUAGUUUGGGAGCUGAGAAGGAGAGACUUGAAGAAAACUUGCCAGAAUGAAAUCCGUAAUCGCAGUUGGCUGCUCGACUGAAGCUGCAUUUUUUGCUUCCGUGCUCCAGUCCUGUGUUUUCCCGCUUCAGCAGUAUUAAGGUCAGUUGGGGUUAGAGAGGCCAAUGAAAAACAUAGCAACUUUUGAAAACCAUAAUCGUUCUAGCAUGUAGAAGAAAUGUUAGUUUUACAUAGCUGAGGAUGUAUCUCCAUCUCGGCGCUCGUAACCAAAUUCAGCUUUGUAGAUUGUUCUAGUUCUAUUGUGAUCGACAUGAAAUGUUAGUUUUCGAACUUUACCAUCACAUUGUCCAUGAAAAAGUAUAUGAAUGGCUUGUUGUUGUCGAUCU
Messenger RNA from Malus domestica (apple), 1547 nucleotides. NCBI's taxonomy places the organism in Eukaryota, Viridiplantae, Streptophyta, Magnoliopsida, Rosales, Rosaceae. The record is from RefSeq and is a predicted model, not a curated record.